Molecule: messenger RNA, 867 nt
Organism: Pestalotiopsis fici W106-1
Lineage: Eukaryota; Fungi; Ascomycota; Sordariomycetes; Amphisphaeriales; Sporocadaceae
Exons: 4
Coding region: 1-867 (288 amino acids)
Cellular component (GO): intracellular anatomical structure
Molecular function (GO): oxidoreductase activity, acting on NAD(P)H, oxygen as acceptor
Source: RefSeq, a predicted model, not a curated record
AUGAAGGACGGCAAGUUUACUCAUGGCAACACAGUUGCUCCAACUGAGACGAGGGUUUUUCCCUUGCUCUCGUUGAAGGGGCGGACUGCCAUUGUUUGCGGUGGUGGCUCUGGGAUAGGCUUUGCCGUCGUCGAAGCAUAUGCUGAGGCUGGCGCCAAUGUAGCAAUAUGGUAUCACAGCAACAACGAAGCGCCGAAAAAGGCAGAUGCCAUUGAGAGGGAGUAUGGUGUCAAGUGCCGCGCCUACAAGAUUGACGUGACCAUGGCGGAUGAUGUCGAGACAGCGGUCAAUGAGCAGAUCAAGGAGUUUAAUGGUCGACUUGAUAUCUUUGUCGCCAACUCGGGUAUUCCAUGGACCAAGGGACCAGUGAUCGAAGGUCCGCUAGAGCACUACCGGGAUGUCAUGUCAAUCAACCCAGACGGUGUCUUUUACUGCGCCCGUGCGUACGGCAAAGUGUGGAAGCGCCAGAUGUGCACAGGUACAGAUGUGUUUGGAAACAAGCUGCACAACUACAGCUACGGUAGCUUCAUUGCAACAGCUAGCAUGAGCGGACAUAUUGUAAACAUCCCAUCAGUACAAGCUGCCUACAACGCAUCGAAAGCAGCUGUUUCUCAUCUAUGCAAGUCCCUGGCAGUGGAGUGGUGUCAGUAUGCAAGGGCAAAUAGUGUAUCACCCGGCUAUAUCGAAACGGAGAUAUCGACCUUUGCAUCCGCUGAGACAAAGAAUACGUGGAAGGACAAAAUACCCAUGGGCAGGGAAGGUCAGCCCCACGAGAUGAAGGGAGUGUAUUUGUUCCUAGCAUCGGAUGCAUCUAGCUACACGAGCGGCUCAGACUUGAUCAUAGAUGGCGCCUAUACCUGUGUUUAG